This is a messenger RNA of Jaminaea rosea, 1660 nucleotides long. RefSeq lists its product as hypothetical. Gene Ontology annotation, cellular component: U2-type spliceosomal complex; U2 snRNP. The transcript has a single exon. Gene Ontology annotation, molecular function: RNA binding. Bases 48 to 1553 code for a protein of 501 amino acids. NCBI's taxonomy places the organism in Eukaryota, Fungi, Basidiomycota, Exobasidiomycetes, Microstromatales. The record is from RefSeq and is a predicted model, not a curated record.
CUCAGUUCCAUCCAACAGGAGGUCUUGCUCACCACCAUACAAUUAUCAUGGCAGAUCGACAAGCGAGCGGCAGCUCAUCAGGACCGCCGCCAUCCGCAGCGAGUGGCUCAGCUCCCUCCUCUGCCGCUUCAAACGUGCACUUCGACCAGACGACCGGCAAAUGGCAAUACGAGGACCUCUCCACGGGCAUAGAGUACGAAUACGACGACCAAACCUCAACUUGGCGCCGCAUCAUCGACGAAGACGAGCUCAAGCAGCAGCAAGAUGCCUACGCAGUCUCGGGCGUAGAUGAAGAGCAGCCUGCCGCUCCUGUGGAGAGGAGGAUGAACAAGAAGAAGCGCAAGGCUGAGCAGGAGGGAACUACAGAUCCCAACUCUCUGAGUGGGGAGCCGACAAGCAGUACGCUGCCUGUCAACGAAGCCGGAGUCGUGAGAGAGCAGAAGAUUGCCAGAGGCAACGGCAAGGCGGGCUCUCCAUCAGGCUCAGGUGCCGCGUCAGGCGGAGCGUCCUCUCGCCCGCGCAUCAACUCCUCCCUCUUCAUCUCCUCGCUCCCCCUGGAUGCAACCGCAGAGGAAAUUGCCUCCGUCUUCUCACGCUACGGCAUCAUCUCAGAAGACGACGCGGGCAAUCCGAGAAUCAAGCUGUACACCGACCCGGCAUCAGGGGACAUGUUCAAGGGCGAGGCGCUGGUCACUUUCUUCAAGCCAGAGAGCUGCGAGCUGGCCAUUCAGCUGUUGGAUGGUACGUGCUUGCGGGCGGCAGAGGGGCAGAGCAAGCCUUUGAUGAAGGUAGAGAUGGCGGACUGGUCCAAGGCGAGUGGGGGCCAGCAGAGCAACGCGGUGGGUGCUAAGAAGGGGGCUGAGGGGUCGACAGGAUCUGCAAAGGAGAAGACAAACGAUGCUGCGAGCUCUUCAUCCGCUAGCGCAACGGCCUCGUCAUCCGCGGACCCAGGCAAAGCCUCAGCCUCAAGCUCAAACGUCAAGCGCCCACCACCGCGGACCGAGGCCGACAAGAAGCGUGCAGCCAAACGCUACGCCCGAAUGGCCGACAAGCUCUCGGGCUGGGACUCCGCCAGCGACGACGAGGAAUCGGCCUCGCUCCGCUCUUCAGGGAUUCGCGCGGGAUACGCCCACCCAACAUCCCGCCUCGUCAUCCUCAAGCGCAUCUUUACCCUCUCUGAGCUCGAGGAGGAUCCGUCCCUCCUUCUCGACCUCAAGGGCGACGUCCGCGAGGAGUGCGAGGCUAUCGGCGCAGUGACUAGCGUGACGUUGUAUGACGAGGAGCCGGAGGGGGUUGUUACUGUGAAGUUUAAGAGGGUCGAGGACGCGAGGGAGUGUGUCAAGAGGAUGGACGGGCGAUUCUUUGCACAGAGGAGGUUGGAGGCAUUUUUGGCCGAAGGGAACAAGGUGCGAUUCAGGAGGAGUGGCAGAGGGGGAGCGAGUGAUGCGGAGGAUGACGACGAGGUGGAGGAUGGGGAGGGCAAGGGGAAAGAUGACGAAGGGAAGAGGAGAGACGGAUUUGGGGAUUGGUUGGAAGCUGGUGGUGACGAUUAAGCGAUUAAGCGAUUGGAUAUAGUAUGAGUACAACAAGCUAGAAAUGGGUCGUUCGUGGCGGCUCUACGCCACCUUCUUCCUGACAAUACCAAGCGCAUUGCCCUUCU